This is a messenger RNA of Cyprinus carpio (common carp), 2532 nucleotides long. RefSeq names its product gap junction alpha-6 protein (gene gja4). The record is from RefSeq and is a predicted model, not a curated record. Gene Ontology annotation, cellular component: connexin complex. Gene Ontology annotation, biological process: cell communication. NCBI's taxonomy places the organism in Eukaryota, Metazoa, Chordata, Actinopteri, Cypriniformes, Cyprinidae.
ACCACUAUAAGGCAUGAGAAAGUUUCCUUUCCCUCAGUUGUUUCUUUUUUCUGAUUAAGCAGCUGUGCUUUAACCACAAGUCCUUAUAAAACCCUCAACGGCAGAAUCUCCUUACACAGAUAACAGAAGAUAAACAUAAAACAGGGUUGACAGAGGAUGUCCAGAGCUGACUGGGGUUUUCUGGAGCACCUGCUAGAGGAAGGUCAGGAGUACUCGACUGGCGUGGGGCGCGUGUGGCUAACCGUGCUCUUCCUCUUACGCAUGCUUGUGCUUGGCACGGCGGUGGAAUCUGCAUGGGACGACGAACAGUCUGACUUUGUCUGCAACACCAAACAACCUGGCUGUGAGUCCGUCUGUUAUGACAAGGCCUUUCCCAUCUCCCACUUCCGUUUCUUCGUUUUUCUUGUUAUCUUCGUGUCAUCUUCGUCUAUUUUCUAACCAUUUUAUGUUUCCCUGAGGGCUAGAAAUGAUAAGAGGUCAGAAGGUAAGCCAGAGGAGGAGGCCAGAACACAGAGACAUAGAAAAACCAACGAGUUUAAGCUGGAGGUAAUAAAGGAGGAAGAUGAAGUGAGAGCGAGGGAGAAGGAAAUGGAGAAGAACCACAAAGCUCCAGUACCUUCAAAGCUCAAAGGGAAACUGCUGUGUGCUUAUGCGACUAGCAUAGUGCUAAAGGUUCUCAUUGAGAUUGGCUUCAUUGUGGGUCUAUGGAUCCUUUAUGGGUUUGUAAUCAAGGCCAAGUACGAGUGUGAGAGGUUUCCCUGUCCUCACAAGGUGGAUUGUUUUGUCUCACGACCCACAGAAAAAACGAUCUUCACCAUAUACACACAGGUCAUUGCCGCAGUCUCUGUUCUCCUUAACGUUGUGGAGCUUCUCCAUUUGCUUCAGCUAGCAGUAACACAUCGACUAGAGAAGAGAUAUCAAUGCGAGGAGGAGAUUAAUAAACUUAUUAGAGCGACUUCUUCUAGAACAGCACCAGCUAAAGCUCAAAUACCAUCAUUUGAGGAAAGAAACCAUCAAUUUCUUCCUGUAGCACAUGAUGGCUUCCCUGCAUCAGGGUUGGACUGGGAUAAAAGAGAUCCUCCUUUAGCGGAGGACAUGCUUCCUAGCUACUCAAACUGCAUGAGCAAUGUGAAACCUGCCAUGACCAAAAACAAUCUUCAGAAAAAACACCACAAGACCAAAGACAAACCAAGACAUUAUGUGUGAGGACCACUAAAUGAGAACCAAGGGCUCCAUUUUGGGGAACUACAUGCAUAAAUGACUGUUAGUGGUUUACUGUACACUCAAGAGCCAUUUCCUUUGUUUAGAUAGACAGGGAAAUGGGCUGUGCCUUGGGAUGAACUGUCUUUUGUGAUCUGUGGCCAGAUAUGGGAGCCUCUCAAGUAGUGAUUCGUUUUGAGAAGCGGUCAGGAAGGUCAGGAAAUAGGCUACUUAAACCACUGAGCCUAAGAGAAACAAGCACAAUGUCUAAAAACUUAAUGAUUGUUAUGGUACAGAUAAGGUAGUUCAUAAUGUACAGUAUUUGAGACCAAAAUCAAAGUUAAACUAUACCAACCAAAUGUAUAUACAAUAUUUAAAAUGUAUUUAUGAAGUUUGAUUUUAAUAUUUAUUUAAUUUUUGUUGAAAGAUUUCUGGUAUUUCUUGCAUUUUUGGACUUCUGACAUGAUUAGGUCUUUGUUAGACAGGUCGAUAUAUACAGUAUUCUGCAUUCAUGCCAUGUCGUUAUUACCACUCAAACUAAAAACAGUUACACCGCUCUUACAUUAAAAAUAAGGUGGACAGACAAAACCGCAAUACAACAAGUAAUUCAAAAGCCUUAAACUUUGUUGGUUUUUUGUUUAUUUUCAUAUUAUCCUUAAUUAUUAAGAUUAUAAGCCAAUUAUAAUAAUUAUUAAAGAGGAGUAUGACAAAAUAACUGUAUUUUAGCUGCCAUUUUAAGUGUUUGUAUGAUGUUGCAGCGUUUAGAUGGCACAAGUCGGCACUCUUAGAAAAUCUUUGCAAGUUGUAAUUGCAAGUACUACAAGGACACGUUUAUUGGAAAAACUUGCAUCUACAUUUUCGCAAAACUCCAAAUACAUAACUGUGUGUGUACGUACAAUAACCAACGUAACCUAAGAAUAAAAUGUUGAAGCUAAAUAUGAUAAAGCUAAAUAUGGUUUUAGCAACAAUCCCAGGACAUAUCACAUUCAAUAUAUUAUUUCGCAGAAAUUUCGACACAAGCAUGUUUACAUUUUCCCAGUGAGACUGGGUUAUAUAAAACUGCAUUAUACACACUGUGCAACUACUAAAGCGAUAUACAAUGUGAGAAGUUGUUCUCUAUUAAACACUUAAAACACACUAAUAUGCUAAAUAUUUAUAUGGAAAAAUAGGAACAACAAUUAAUUGCCUCACACUGGUGUUAUUUGUUGGUUGUUUUAAAAUAUUUCAACAUUUUUCAGAGUAGAUAGCCUUCUGAUAUCAUCAAGGCAUGUACUUUCCUGUCUGGCCAUAAAUACAGCACAUUCCACAGCAGCCAAUUUUAGCAAAUUUGAG